Molecule: messenger RNA, 808 nt
Organism: Branchiostoma floridae (Florida lancelet)
Lineage: Eukaryota; Metazoa; Chordata; Leptocardii; Amphioxiformes; Branchiostomatidae
Product: 39S ribosomal protein L41, mitochondrial-like
Exons: 4
Coding region: 104-430 (108 amino acids)
Biological process (GO): translation
Cellular component (GO): mitochondrial large ribosomal subunit
Molecular function (GO): structural constituent of ribosome
Source: RefSeq, a predicted model, not a curated record
AAUCAGGAGCUGCAUAUUUGUAACGUUUGACCUCUGGUGACCCUCCCAUGCCUACUGAAGAAGUGUACAGAAAUCUCAGAGGUUUAGUUGCCCCAAACAGAAGAUGCCUCUAGUUUCUGGAAUCAUCAGAGGUCUGAUUAGAGGCGCAGACAGGAGUAGACCAUGGAACAGCAAAAUGGGGACAAAGUACAACAGAAUGGGGAGAGGUGCUCCAGAACUAGUUCAGUUCAAGAAAGGCAAGAGGAUUGUAAUGAGAAAUUACAUUCCACAGUACAUAGUACCUGAUCUGACAGGAUUUGAGUUGAAGCCAUACGUUACUCCCAAAGUCCCAGAAGUCCACUGCAAUCCUGUCACGCCGAAGGACAUAUUUGAUGUCUGCUGUGCACCGGAAAUAGAGGCACAAUUCAAGGAAGGGGAGAUAUCAGAAUGACAUCAUAUUAUGACUUUAGCAACUAUCUUUUUUUUUUUACAUCACAAUGAAUGGAGAAGAUAUUGCAUGACCUUUUGGAUACUCCAAAUGGUCUGACUUGUCUAAACAACCCUGCAUGAUGAUGUGAAGUCUUGUAUAUAAGUAUGAUAGAAUUUGAUAGCUCACUGCUGUUGUUGUGUUUGGAAAGACAUUGUAAGUUUGGAACAAAUGUUGCUUUGAAGAUUGAUACCCAUGUAUGGUUCAUGGGUAACUAUGUUUCUCAAAUUGGAGAUCAUAUUGUUACUAGAGGCCAAAAUUUAGACUGUGUACAGAAGACCUAAAUUGUCUAUUCAGGCAAUUUCAGUCACCAACACAAUAAAGAUUAAAUGUUGAAACAAA